AUGUCGCCCGUCUCAGUUGACGGAAGCGACUGGUCGGGGCUCAAUCAAUACCAGAAGUCGGAUGCGCCCUUCUCCCCAACCUUCUCGAGUCGCAGCAAUCUGGCGACACCUCCUACCUCCGGAGUACCGACCGAUCCCAACGGUACUGGCGUUCCAAGUGGCUCAUCUUCGCAGUUGAGCGACUCGGGCAACCCAUCUCCGCCUAACUCCGUUGCUGCAAGAUCAAGCAACGGCACACUGGGCGACCAGCGUAGCAGGCGGCAGCGGCAGGUGGAGGAGAUUCUGGCCCAGCAUUAUUCCGCUUUACGAAGGUUCCUCUAUUCGAGUUAUCGAGACGAGCGGUCGAACAGAAAGUCAAGCAAAGCACAGGAUAAGCUCCUCCGGCUAUCGCCGACCCAGUUCCAUGAGCUCAGCACAGACGUUUACGAUGAGCUGCUUCGGCGGCAGCAGGCUAUGCCGUCUCCUAAUCGGCCAGCGCGCCCCGAAGUCCCACCUUUUCUCCCGCCGCGAAGCGAUUUCCACGAAAAGCGCAACCAGGCGCGUCAGAAACUUGCCUCGCUCCAGCACCAGCGCUUUAGAGACCUCGGUGCCGAUGUCUUCAACGAACUAGAACGACGGUUUCCUCAUUUUCCCGCGAGGGACUCUCGCCGAGCUAGCCCUGCGCCUAGCCUUCGCGGCCGCCCCCCGCCCAACGGACUUGGACCUGGAGGAUACCCUCCACCGCCUGGUAGUCGGCGCUCACAAUCGCGAGGUCCGCCCCGGAUGGGAAGAGGUUAUCCUUCUGGCGGCCCUCCUGGAAGCCCGAUGUAUCCUCCUCGGAAAAUGUCUCUUAGUAGCAAUGCGGGUAUGAAUGGUGAGGGUCCCAUGGCCAAGUCCUUCCAGAGCAACAUGAUUGUUCCCAACAAGAGCACCAUGGUGGAAGAUGAUGACGAUGGGGCUGGCACCGAAGAUGAAUAUGAUUCGCGGAGUGAUGCAUUCGCUCUUGACUCAUUCAUUCGGAGUAGGCGCGGAACUGGAACGACAAUCGGCGAAAGUGACAGAAAACUCCUGGCAGAUACGCAAUCACAGGUAUCAACAUUGCAAGAGAAGGUCAGCAAACUCGAAGAGUUGCUUAAAACGAAAGACCAGGAAAUCAGCAAGUUUCAAGAAGGCCGCCAGGAAGUGGACAAGCUGGAGGAAUUGCUCAAGGAAAAAGAAGAGGAAAUUUCAAGGUACCAGGAGGAUCAGGACAAGUCUCAGGUAAGCAACGCUGAAAGACAAGAAUGGGAUGGGAUCAAAUAUGAGCUUGAAAACAAGAUACACAAGGCGGAAGACCUGAAUAGCUCCUUGCAGCUAGAGCUUGAAAAGGUUCGAGCAGAACACGAGGCCGUCGAAAGGGAUCUGCAAGGUCAACUCUCGGGGGCUCCAAGGCGUGAAGGCGGAGAUGCUGAACUGCAGGCUCAGUUCGCUGAUCUCGAGAUCAAGCACCAGAAGUUACAAAUGGAGCUGCGGGAGCAACAACAGGUGACGGAAGAAGUUCGACGAGAGGCUGCUGGUUUCUUAAUGGAGAUGAGAGAGCUAUCAGAACAAAGCCACUCUAGAUUGGAGCAUGAAGAGCGAUUAUCAGAAGAGGUGCACAAAUUGGAAGAUGAACUCAAUGUCUGGAAGGGUCGGUAUGCCAAAGCGAAGGCACAACUGCGGCACCUUCGUACAUCCUCUGCUGGAAUUUCAGAUCUACGUUCUGAUGUCAACACUGUGGCUAAGGAUAACGAAUUCCUGCACGAAGACGGCGUCAUCAAAGAUGUCCAUGUUACGAAGUUCCAGAUCUCCAUUGACGAACUUAUACGUAUUGCACGAUCCGACGACCACCAGCAUGUUAUGCAGCAAAUCAAGGCCGUUGUUAUCUCUGUCCGCCACAUCCUGCAGGACGUUCAACAGACUAAACAUGCUGAAUCAGCGGAAUGCGCCAAAGCUACACGCAAGGUGUCUGCAACAGCGAACAACCUGAUUACAGCCUCGAAGAAUUUCACUAGCUCGAGCGGCCUAUCUCCCAUCUCUCUCCUGGAUGCUGCUGCUUCGCACAUGUCGACUGCCGUUAUCGACCUCAUUCGUCUUGUAAAGAUUCGGCCAACACCGGCUGAUGAACUUAACGACGAUGACGAGGAUCUGUUCGCGCAAAUGAAGUCGCCCGACUAUUUCAGCGUUGCGCCCAGCCAGAGCAGGAUGAGCAACGGAUCUUUCUACGUGGAGGAUCAAGCCGACGGAUUGGUUCAAUCAAUCCAGUCUCUGGUCGCGAGCAUCCGUGGCGAGGAAAGCAUGACUACUAUUCGUACCCACGUGUCGGCCAUUGCCUCGAUAGUCACAAACGUUGCGUCCUCCACAGAUCAUCUCAUCACCAAGCCGGACACCAACCAAGCCCUUCGUCAACGUGCUGGUGCUAGCAUUGAAACUCUCGAAUACCAAAGGAGCCGUCUCGUCGGCGCAGCCGCUGAGGGCGAAGGCGCCGCUGACCCUGAACAGCUUCGUACAUUCACGAACCAACUCCCGCCUAUCGCCUUCGAGAUCGCGCGUGAGACCAAAGAGCUUGUCCAGCGGUUGGACAUGACGGAUCAUGGUGAUGCGGAGGACGACGACUUCCGAUAG
Molecule: messenger RNA, 2622 nt
Organism: Aspergillus mulundensis
Lineage: Eukaryota; Fungi; Ascomycota; Eurotiomycetes; Eurotiales; Aspergillaceae
Product: putative cell polarity protein
Exons: 3
Coding region: 1-2622 (873 amino acids)
Cellular component (GO): cell cortex of growing cell tip; actomyosin contractile ring
Molecular function (GO): MAP kinase scaffold activity
Source: RefSeq, a predicted model, not a curated record